UCUCUCUUUCCUUCUGUUCCUCUCUCUCUUUCUCUCUUCGACGACGUCGGCGAGAGAGAUAGGAGGAGCCUAGGGUUUCGCCGACCACCACCGCGCGCCAUGGCCGAGACCUCCCAGUACCAGAUCCUGGUGCGGCUCCUUGACGGCCGCACCCGCUGCCUCCGCUUCUCAACGCCCACCUUGUCCGGCGGGGCGCUCCUCGACGCCGUCUCCGCGCUAUCCCGCGUCCCGGCCGCCUCCCUCCGCCUCGUCACCGGCCGCCUCGACAUCUCGCCCUCCUCCGUCCUCGCCUCCUUCUCCGACGGCCAAUUCCCCACCGCGCACGCGCUCCUCCGCCUUCGUGGCGGCAAGGGCGGGUUCGGCUCCCUCCUCCGUGGAGCCGCCUCCAAGGCCGGCCAGAAGAAGACCAGCAACUUCGAUGCCUGCCGCGACAUAAACGGCCGCCGCCUCCGCCACGUCAACGCCGAGCGCCGCCUCGAGGAGUGGAAAGCUGAGUCCGCGGAUCGCCAGCUCGAGAAGCUCGCCGAGAAAUUCAUCAAGAAGAAGGCCAAAGAGGCAGGCCGUGGCGGCGUCCGGGCUGCCGAGGUCGACAAGUACCUUGAGAAGUUCCGCAAGGAUGCCGAGAUCUGCGUCAACGCGGUUGAGGAGUCGGUACGUGCCUCUCUUGGGAAGAGGAAGGCUGCCCCCAAGCCACGUGACCGUAAGAAGCUUAAGAUUUGGAUGGGCAAGAAGAAGGUAGAAGACGAUGAUAGUGACAGUGACUGUGAUGUGGAUGAUGAUGUGCAUCCAGAUGCAAAACCAAUAGCUCUUGAUGAUGGGAAUUGCUCAAAUGGAUCCAACAAAAGUGAGGAGGAGAAGGUUGAUCUGGGUUCAGUUUCUGCAUCACAUUCGGAAGGAGAGUACUCAGGUGAGAAGUCCCAGAGCAGUGGUUCCGGGGAAAAUGAGAACUGUCCUCAUGAAUCCAUGGAAUUGACAAUUAGAUCAGGAUGUGAUUUUGAGUCAGCGAGUAGUUUGGAAUAUCAGGCGGAAGUGGUGGUUCAGCCUGCUACUGAGAGUACUUCUGAAAAUGGAACUUCUGAGAAUGGUAUUAGUGCUCUUUCAGAAGAAGUUCUGAAAACAGAGGGGAAAGCUGAUGUGGAUAACACUGGUUCAGCUACAUCACUUCUUGAUGAGCCUGAGGUGCCUCCGGUAGAAGAAUCUGUUGAUGGAAAUAAUAAGUCUCUUCUUUCAGAGAAACCGGUCGACUUGACCGAAUUUACGUCAGCUGCAGAACUGGAGGUGCUUGGCAUGGAGAAGCUUAAGCUAGAGCUGCAGACUCGUGGAUUAAAAUGUGGUGGAACCUUACAAGAGCGUGCGGCCAGACUUUUUCUUUUGAAAACAACCCCACUGGAGAAGCUACCAAAGAAGCUGCUCGCGAAGCCCAACACCGGAGGGAAGUGAGAUGUCAUAGUAACAAAUAAAAUACACUAUGACUAAGAACAAAAUACAAUGUCAAGUUGUUUUGUGAUGCUGUGCUUGUUGUAAUGUGAUCGUAAAUCUUUUAACUUGGCAUUGGAAAUUGAUGAUAUUUGUGUAUGUAUUAUGUUCUUUGCAGUUACUCGAUCUUUGCUUA
This is a messenger RNA of Brachypodium distachyon (stiff brome), 1612 nucleotides long. Its product is annotated as replication stress response regulator SDE2. The transcript has 3 exons. Gene Ontology annotation, cellular component: nucleus. The record is from RefSeq and is a predicted model, not a curated record. Bases 100 to 1440 code for a protein of 446 amino acids. Lineage: Eukaryota; Viridiplantae; Streptophyta; Magnoliopsida; Poales; Poaceae.